Molecule: messenger RNA, 2460 nt
Organism: Nematostella vectensis (starlet sea anemone)
Lineage: Eukaryota; Metazoa; Cnidaria; Anthozoa; Actiniaria; Edwardsiidae
Product: endoplasmic reticulum chaperone BiP
Exons: 5
Coding region: 130-2139 (669 amino acids)
Biological process (GO): cellular response to unfolded protein; endoplasmic reticulum unfolded protein response; protein refolding
Cellular component (GO): endoplasmic reticulum lumen; nucleus; membrane
Molecular function (GO): heat shock protein binding; ATP binding; ATP hydrolysis activity
Source: RefSeq, a predicted model, not a curated record
GAAUAUGAGCGAGUGUGUCACACUACGAUUUCACUGAUUUUACUUCGCCGGUUCUUGUUCAACAGUUAGACUAAAUCUCGGAGUUUUCACUACUUGUAGGCCUCUAAACAGGAGGAAAAAACACACAUUAUGAAGUGCAUCUAUACUAUUUGUACUCUGGCUUUGGCCAGCAGUUUAGUUUUCGCGGAUAAAAAAGAGGAGAGAAAGGAACAGAGAGAAAAAGUAGGAACUGUGAUUGGAAUCGAUUUAGGAACAACAUAUUCAUGUGUUGGUGUGUUCAAGAAUGGUAGAGUGGAAAUUAUCGCAAACGACCAAGGAAACCGAAUUACUCCUUCAUACGUCGCUUUCACCGAGGAAGGAGAACGUCUGAUCGGUGAUGGAGCCAAGAAUCAGCUGACUACAAACCCAGAGAACACAGUGUUCGAUGCCAAGCGUCUAAUCGGAAGAUCCUGGGAUGAUACUUCAGUCCAAAACGACUUGAAAUUCUUCCCUUUUAAAGUGGUCGAUAAGAACAAGAAGCCCCAUGUCCAAGUCAAAGUCAAGGACGAAAUCAAGACCUUUGCUGCCGAGGAGAUCAGUGCAAUGGUUCUUACAAAAAUGAAGGAAACUGCUGAAGCAUAUCUUGGCAAGAAAGUCACCCAUGCCGUUGUCACUGUCCCCGCCUACUUCAAUGAUGCACAGCGUCAAGCCACCAAGGACGCAGGUGCCAUUGCCGGUCUUACUGUCAUGCGUAUCAUCAAUGAACCUACUGCUGCUGCUAUCGCCUAUGGCAUGGACAAGAAGGAGGGAGAGAAGAACAUCCUUGUCUUUGAUCUCGGUGGUGGUACCUUUGAUGUCUCCCUCUUAACGAUUGACAAUGGUGUCUUUGAGGUUGUUGCCACUAACGGAGAUACUCAUCUUGGUGGUGAGGACUUUGACCAGAAUGUCAUGGAACACUUCAUCAAGCUUUACAAGAAAAAGAAAGGCAAGAACAUCCGCAAGGAUAACCGUGCUGUGCAGAAACUCCGCCGUGAAGUAGAAAAAGCCAAGAGAGCUCUCAGUACACAGCACCAGGCCCGUGUUGAGAUUGAAUCAUUCUUUGAGGGAGAGGACUUCUCUGAGAUGCUCACUCGUGCUCGAUUUGAGGAACUCAAUGCUAAACUUUUCAAGUCCACCCUGAAGCCCGUCCAGAAAGUCCUUGAGGAUGCUGACCUGAAGAAAUCUGAAAUCCACGAGAUUGUUCUUGUCGGAGGCUCUACCCGUAUCCCCAAGGUUCAGCAACUUGUGAAGGACUUCUUUGAGGGUAAGGAGCCAAGCCGUGGAAUCAACCCUGAUGAGGCUGUUGCGUAUGGUGCUGCUGUACAGGCUGGUGUCCUAGGUGGUGAGGAAGACACUGGGGAGGUUGUCCUGCUCGAUGUCAACCCACUCACCCUGGGUAUUGAGACCGUCGGAGGUGUCAUGACAAAGCUGAUCUCCCGUAACACCGUCAUCCCCACCAAGAAGUCCCAAGUCUUCUCUACUGCUGCUGACAACCAGAACACUGUCACCAUCCAGGUGUUUGAGGGUGAACGGCCCAUGACCAAGGACAACCACCCUCUUGGGAAAUUCGACUUGAACGGUAUCCCCCCUGCUCCUCGCGGAGUCCCACAGAUUGAGGUAACAUUUGAGAUUGACGUCAAUGGUAUCCUGAGAGUCUCUGCUGAGGAUAAGGGCACUGGCAACAAAGAGAAAAUCACCAUCACCAACGACCAGAACCGUCUCACCCCAGAGGACAUCGAGCGCAUGGUCAAUGACGCCGAGAAGUUCGCCGAUGAGGACAAGAAGACCAAAGAGAAGGUUGAGGCCAGGAAUGAGCUGGAAAGCUAUGCUUACUCUCUAAAGAACCAGGUCGGCGACAAAGAGAAACUCGGUGGCAAACUAAGCGAGGACGAUAAGAAAACCAUCACUGAGGCUGUUGAAAAGGCCAUCAGCUGGAUGGACAAGAACCAAGAUGCCAGCGUGGAGGACUUCAAGAAGGAGAAGAAGGAAUUGGAAGAUGUUGUACAGCCCAUUGUUAGCAAGCUAUACCAGGGACAAGGCGGCCAGGGAGGAGAAGGCGGUGCUGGCGGGGCACCCCCUCCAGAGGAGGAAAAACCCACAGAGGACAAGGAUGAAUUGUAAUAUAUACAUAGAUAAAUGACAGAUUCAAGGGACUCGUCCCUUCCAUCAUCUCGGACGGGGCCACACCCAGACUCAGCGGCGUUCCGUGAACAAUACAAUCUGCAAUGCAGAAAUCAGCGAUGGACUGAUAAAGCAUGUGCUUGAAAAUAACGUCAUGUGUAUAUUGUCCCCAUAACAAAACGUUCUUCCCACACAUUUCUUUGUGGACUUGUAUUUCGUAAAAGAUUGUGUUGUUGUAAUUAGGAUAAAAUAUUUAUCUCGAUUCCACGCCUUUUGCGCAAAGAUCCAAUUUUCACUAAUAAAACAUUGAAAAAUUCUAAA